Molecule: messenger RNA, 4590 nt
Organism: Amoebophrya sp. A25
Lineage: Eukaryota; Dinophyceae; Syndiniales; Amoebophryaceae
Source: the annotation of a GenBank genome assembly
CUUGAAGUCUUCAAGACCAAACACCGUAACGUCGUUGACUGACUUUUAAGUACAAGUCUAGUAUGUAGUACUAGGAGAACGACGUUGUACUAGUACUUCUAGGUCCAAUUUCGAUUGUCAUAAUAUUGUCUAUCAGUAUAAUCAGUUGAGCCAAAAGAGUCCGAAAAAAAUGUUCGGUGGCCCAGGUUCCUCGUUGGGGACAGGCACUUCGUCUUCCUCCACUGCUCCUCCUUUUCCCGCUCUAGAAGCUAGUGCCCAAGGCCUCGCCCAACUGCUGCUCAAAACGGCGUCCCAGAAUGUCCAGGAGAUCAAAGCUGCUCAGCAGGAAUUAGAGCGAAUGGAAGAGACCAUGCCACAAUUUGGCGUCAGUCUUUUGCAGUUGCUCCACACCCUGUCGCAAGCAGCAAGCCAAACCCUGCCUGCGGUGAAUCCCCAAGUGGAUGCAAUAUCACAUGCAGGUGGAAUCUACUUCAAAAACUACGUGAAGCGGAAAUGGCCAUUAGCGAGCGGUGGAGUGCCUGAAGCUGAUAGGAAGCUGAUAAAGCAAAACUUAGUGGCGCUGUUGAUGAUGGCGACGAAGCAAGUGCAGGUACAGAUUUUUAGAAGCUCUAAAUUGCUUCGUAAUUUGUCUAGAAGUACUUUCUCCAUGUAAAGAAGACACUGACACGACCAGCUAAAGCACCUGUAUCUUAUCCGUUUUUUGAUUUUAAGUAACCAUUUUUCUUGAUUCUUUCCAAAUCCAAAUCCACACCUCCACACCUCCACACCUCCACAGCGCCAACUCAGCGCCUCCAUGGAGCUCAUCGCCGAGUGUGAUUUCCCCUUCGAAUGGGAAAAUCUUAUCCCCGAUCUGAAGAACUCGUUGAGGACAGUUCCGCAUCAGAAAGCCGUCAUUCUAGAAGCUUUAGAGCCAGUGUUGAGAACCUUCGAAGACGCCGUUAGAUCUACCGAUGUGCUGCGUAGCAUCAAAUAUUGUGUCGAAUCCUUUGCCGCAGAGCAUCUGCAGUGCUUUAGGGAAAGCUGUCAGCGACUGCAGAGUCCACAAGCGUUGAGUCUAGAGCAGCAGGAGUUAGAACUGCGCGCUUUGGUCAGUUGCUGUGCCCUGUUUCACUCCUUAAAUGUAGUCGAUUUGCCAGAAGAGUACGAGGACACCAUGAAGGAUUGGUUUGGGGGUUUUCUCCACUUCCUCAAAGGAGCAGAGCAUCAAUCUAGUGCAACCGUCAGGAGCAAACCAGAAUUGUGGGCAAAGCUGCGAACACAAAUCUGCGAAAACCUGAGCUUGUACGUGACGAAGUACCAGGAAGAAGUCAAGGAUCAUGUUACUUCUUGCACUGCUGGAGUGUGGCAAUUACUGUUGGACUUGGAAGCGGCAAGUGGUGGGAUGUCGCCUUCUGGUGACGACGCUCCAAACGACCUUCUAGUGGCAUCAGGGAUCAAAUUUCUUAGUGCCGCAGCAGGACAGAAUUGGGGUGACGCAAGCCCCUUUGCGGAUCAACACGCGUUGAAACAAAUCUGCGAGAAAAUUGUAAUUCCGAAUAUCAAACUGCGACAGUGCGACGUGGAACUUUUUGAGGAUGCGCCAUUGGAGUACUGAUUUAUAGUUUUUUUCUGCAUUCAACCUAGAUGUAGAUGUUCGGAUUUAAUCUAGAUGGUCGUGUCGUUUCCCUGCUAAACUAACUACAGGAAUAUACUUUGUCAAAGUCAAAGUCGAACCACGCGUUCUUUCCUCCCCACAUCUACAGCUUCAUUCAGCGUGACAUCGAAGAAGCCGAUCAAGACACGAGGCGCAAAGCCGCCAUCGAUUUAGUGAAAGCCUUGAUGCGAUUCCAGGAGAAAACAAUCACUGACAUCCUGAUGGCGCAUGUCCGGGAAUUGCUCACAAAUAGCAAUGCGUUAGCGUCAGCCCAAGAGCGGUUCUAUUCUAAGGAGAGCUGUAUCUAUGUCGUGAUGGCUAUGGCAGUCAAGGGAAGCACAAGGGCGCACGGAUGCACGAUCGUCAAUGGAGCGGUAUAGAUACAUCUUUUGUUUUGUGUGUUUCUUCGUGGGACCUUCUUUCGUACUACAGGUCUUUUGGUGAAGAUAAUACCAGUUCUUGUCAUCAUCUCUUUUGCCUACUUCCUUUUCCAACUGCAACUACUUAAUCCUUCCAGGUCCCAGUCCAAGAAUUCUUCGAACGCGAGGUCGUCCCAAUCCUGCAAGGCCCUAUACCCGCAACGGAGGAACAGGCAUCAAAAGAGGAUUUCCCUCCCCUGCGCGCUGCCUGUAUGAAGUUCGCUACGACGUUUCGGACCGUGUUAUCUACACCAAGCCUCAACACCGCUUUGCCUUUGAUCGCCAAGCACGUUCAACACCCGUCAGCCGUGGUGCACACUUAUGCGGCGCAUGCGGUGGAAAAAUUGGUCAUUUCCAGGGAUUAUGGUGCACCACAGCCGUGUAACUCAGCGGCUACUGCUGGAGUGAAUUUCGCUGUUGGCACAGGCGGAGGUGGCACAACAAGUACCCAAUUGCAGAUCAACACGAUGCAAGCGAAUGCGCCAUGCAAGUUCGAACCCAACGAAGCGACUAAGGGGUUGCUGACUGGCAUGUUGGAGCCGAUUAUCACUUUGCUGUGCCAGAAACAGGGAAUCGAGCAGAACGAGUAUUUGAUGAGAUGCGUCGUGCGAAUCUUCAGUUUUUUGAAGCAGUUAGCAGUCGAAAUCGCCACUCCGAUGUUGAACAAAGCGACCGAACUAAUGGAGCAAAUAGCUGCGAAUCCUAAACAUCCCCAUUUUGCGCAUUUCCUCUUCGAAGGCGUGGCUGUUAUCAUUCGAAUCGCUGAACCAACUGGGAAACUAGUUGAGGUCGAAGACAAGAUGCUCAAAGUUUGUGGGGCGAUAUUACAAGGGGAAGUGAUGCGGGACUUUUUGCCUUACGUUUUUCAGAUUCUUGGGCUGUUGCUGGACAGCACGAAGGAGGUGAAGCCAGUGUAUCAAGAAUUGUUUGGCGUUUUGAUGAUGCCGGAGUGGUGGAGCAAGGUCCCGAAUAUACCAGCCUUGGUCCGGUUGUUGAAGUUAAGACUUGUGAUAGUCUAUCACUGAUAGAUCCUUGCUUCUGAGUAAGUAGUAGAGUCAAUGAUGACACGUAAUGUGAGAAUUACCGUGGAAGCCGAACUCUUCAUACUCGCGUAGAUCAUAUCCCAGAGAAUUUCUAUAAUUUCAAUCAUUUUCUUAGUUGACGGAUUUUCAUGAUUGCGUUCCUGAAACACAAUUCCUUUUCUUCUGCUCCUGCUCUAAUUUCUGCCUACCUCAAUCGCCAUACCCAUUUCCGCGCGUUGCUGGAUUCCCAAAUGGACACUAUUCUACGACGAUUCGAAGCUCUGUUAAACCACAGGCGAAGUGACGGCGUAGCUUUCGACCUUUUAGCAGCAAUCUUUGCUUUCUUGCCCUUGGAAAUGUACGAGAAGAAACUUUCGAUCGCUAUGAAGGUCGCACUUUCAGCGUUGAUGCAACGGAAGCACGAUGUGAAGCUCAAGAAACACUUCGUGUUGGCGAUUGGAGUGUUUUCGGUAACAAUUAUAAAUAUAUGUUGCUAUGUUUAUGUGUAUCAGUAUCUAUUUUUUUGUUUAAUUUAAGCUAGAAAUUAAUAAUUUGUUGGAUUUUCAUUUUUGUUUUUCCCUAGGAGCAUGUUGCAGGAGCAGCAUGAGGUGUACCAUUUCAAUUUCCCUCACCCUCAAUCAAUCUCAAACAUCAGCAUAAGUACGGCGCAGAAGCAGUUGUCAAGCUGAUAGAGAGCUUGCAAAGCGGCCUAGCAGCUCAAAUUGUCGAGAAUGUAUGGCUGCCUGCCUUGGAUCUGAUGCUCUUACCGUCUGAGCGCAAAAACGCCUCCAUUUCGUUGGCGAGGAUCCUCUUUGUUGUUACUCUUUCGCCAGCCGCAACGCAGCUGGCGAUGGGCAAGCUUGCGCGACUCUUAGGCUUAGCGGGGACUAGUGGAGGCAUUGGAGCGGAAGAUGGAGGACAGAAAUACGACCUAAGUUUCGAGGGCACGUACAGUAAGCUGUCAAACGCGGAUGCGGCUGACGGAGGCGAUUACUUCAAGGAGAUAGGGGAUUAUCGAACUUUCGUGAAGCAACAGUUGCAGCCUUUUGUGGGACAGAUCCAACAAGCACAGAAGAAUCAACAAGCCUCCGCAAUGACUCUUCCUCAAGGCGAUAACAGCAAGAAGGUUGCUGCGCGGGGUGAGGCGGAACGCUUGCAAGCAUUAGUGUUGUUUUUGCAGUGAAGUGAGAAGGGUUGAAGCUUGUUCUUAGGGUGUUUUUGCAGUGCUGAAGCUUGUUCUUAGGCAGCUUCUUCUACUGAGGGUGAGGUCACACCGAAAAAGAAUUAUAAGUGUCACACCACAACUCCUGAGUCGUGCGCGCCAUGUCAAUGAAUAUUCAGGUGGAAGAAGAUAAUCACACGUAAACGACACAGACUCACAGGCUUUGCUUGUCGUCCCACAAGAAUUCUUAACCUUAUGAUGUCACCCUCUAGAUACAAUUAUAGAUGAAAAACGCAAACAACAAGAACAAUUGUCCUUCUGGAAGGAAAGGUGCUUUCGUGGGAAAAAGCGAAG